Molecule: messenger RNA, 1884 nt
Organism: Sparassis crispa
Lineage: Eukaryota; Fungi; Basidiomycota; Agaricomycetes; Polyporales; Sparassidaceae
Exons: 5
Coding region: 1-1884 (627 amino acids)
Cellular component (GO): ribonucleoprotein complex; nucleus; cytosol
Molecular function (GO): mRNA 3'-UTR binding; poly(U) RNA binding; poly(A) binding
Source: RefSeq, a predicted model, not a curated record
AUGCAACCUUGGAAUAGUCUCACAUAUCAGCCUCAUCUGCUGCACCAGCGCUUCCGAACGCCCUCGAAUUUGACCUCUGCAGCCCAACCAUUCGCCUCUAACCCCCCUUGCCGUACGCCGAUUCCCCCAUCCACGGGCCAGCUUACGCACCCCACGCCCCAGAACUCGCUCACGCCCCCCCAAUUAUCGUCCUGCUCCUCCGCGAGCGUGUCCUCUCUGUCUUCGUCCGCGGCAUAUCCCCUCCUUUCCUGCACCGGGAACAUUCUCCCCUCGUCUGAGCCUCAAUCCUAUAGCAGGUUCGACAAGUUCGACUCGCCGACUGGUAUGUACCAGCUUGUGCCAGGGCCCUGCACCAUUAAGCGCGACGACCCGCGUAUCUCUACUGUCGCCGUUGGUGUCUCAGUAGCACCAUCGCCUGCCGCCUCUGCGGUUGACUGCCAUUGCACAGCUUCCGACGCGCAUGGUAUACUCGAUGGCUACUCGACCAACACGUCGCCGGCUUGUCGUCUCUUACUUGCGGCCGCAGAGCCACUGAAAAUGCGCAUCCUCUCCUCUCCUUACCCAGCGACGGCCGAAUACCUCCCGCAUGCUCGCAUGCAGGGGCAGAACCAGAUGCAGCAGCAUACACGGAUCCCCAACGUGUAUAUCAACGGGCUGCCACCGAAUUUCCCUGAAGAUCAGCUGUACGCGAUAACGCGUGAGUUUGGAACCGUCCUCAGCGUGCGUACGUUUACACGCUAUGGGAUCGACAAGCUUUCCCCUUCCGACCUCCAGCGAAUCCACUAUAUUCCCAACAUGAAUACCCCAGGUACCCAUGCACCGGACUCGUACAAGGCGCAGUCGACGCAGGACUUAUCGUCAACAAAUUUGUACAUGCAGGACCUGCCUCUCAGCACUGAUGAGACCGAUCUGGCGGUGCUCGUGCGUCCGUACCGAAUUAUAAGCAGUCGAAUCUUCCGGACCCGGUUGAGUAAUCCUCCGGGCAUCAUUGCAUUUGCCAGAUUGGAGACGCGUGCGGCGGCUGAAGAGAUUAUUGAGCGAUUGGAUGGUAGGAUGGUAUACGACGAGCACGCGACGCCGCAUAGGAUCCAGGUUCGAUUCGCGGAUACGAACGAGCAGCGGAAGUUGAAGCGCGCACAAUACUUCAUUGGUAGAGAACCGUCCUUGGCCCCAUUCACCCUAUCGCAAGCUGCGAACGUCAACUUAAAGCACUCCCAUUUUAACCCUUUCUUGCCUCAAUUUCUUCAAUCGGGCCUAGACCUGGACAUGAAUGCCAGCCCUUGCCUCAUGUCUGAUAGGCAUCUGGUCGCGCGGGGGAAGAGUGUAAUACCUCCGCUACUGCAUGAGAGUGGUAUGCGUCAGCGCCAGCAGCUUUUUGCACGGGCGGACAACAAUCUGCCAGAGCUUGUGACAGUGCCAGAUCCAAAUGAUGCUCUCGGGAACCAUGCUGCAUAUGCCACCCGAGCUCUUCACGAUAUGCAGAACCUCCCAUAUGCGGAUUCACACCUGUUUGAUGCCGAGGCACACAUGCAAACCGCGAUGAGUAUCAAUAUGUCAAACCCAUUCCGUGCACACAACCACUUUAAGCGCAUGGAAGGACCCAUCGUGCGGGAACACGUCCAACAGCAACAAGCACAGCUUGCCCAGCAUGCCGUCCAGGAACGACCUUGCAGGCCCUCCAAUUUAAUGGCUUGCUCGAAUGUGUCUCAGGACGAUUUUAUGGCGAGCACCGUGGGUGCUCACCAUUACGUCGCUACAGACUUCACUAGACCUAGACAUGUUGGCCGCCAUAGGAAUGGCCUCAAUUUCGGUCUCAAGAAUGACUUCAAGCAGGUUCAUUUCCCUCGUGAGCAGCACCAACAGUACCAGACGCAUGCGUUGUAG